AUGAGCACCAACGAGAACGGUGCAUCAGACGCGAGCGAGGAGGAAACACGUCGAUCUUCACUGAUCCGUUCCAGCGCUUUUGGCCCCUCUCAUCUCUUCGCUCCUCCGCCAACGCAGAGCGUACCGUCAGCGCCAUCGCAGCAUCCCGGGACGCCGUCAUUUCCACAAGCGGGAUCAGCACCGAAUCCCGAAACUGCUGCGCUUUACCAAAUGUUGCAGUUAAUGCAACAACAAAUGUCCCAGCAGCAGCAAAUGAUGGCACAAAUGAUGCAAAUGCACACGACACAGCGUAACCCGGAAUCCCAGCAUCAGCAGCAGCCGCUUAGCCCGCAGCAGCCCGAGCUCAUCAUGGAAGCCUUGGCGCGCAGCUUAAUAGAGUUUCGGUACGAGGCCGAAUCCAACGUAACGUUUGAAGCAUGGUAUGCCCGUUACGAGGAUUUAUUUAAGCAGGACGCCUCCCGACUCGACGAUGCGGCUAAAGUUCGCCUGCUACUAAGGAAGCUAGGAACGAUGGAACACUCUCGCUAUUCCAAUUACAUCCUGCCCCGUCUUCCGCGCGACGUAUCUUUCGAGGAAACAGUGUGUAUCCUGAAGUCGCUGUUUGGAUCCGCUGAAUCCAUCGUUAGCAAGCGUUACCAGUGUAUGCAGCUAGCAAAAACGCGCUCGGAGGAUAUUCUAGCGUUCAUUUGCCGCGUGAACCGUUCAUGCGUCGAUUUUCAAUUUUCAUCGAUGAACGAGGACCAGUUCAAGUGCUUGAUAUUAUGUUUGGGUCAGCCGCCGUUAAACGCCGCAAGUGUCUGCGCAAAGACCGCAUCUGGUGAUGCACUACAGCUCGAUGGGGAAUUCGAAGCGGAAAUCACGCUCGCUGGCAAAAGAAUGAACGCUACAGUCCGGGUUGCUCCAGCCGACGUGAAGCUGUUCGGCGCCGAUCUGAUCGAGCUUUUCGAUCUCGGUUCCAUACCCAUGGACGCGUUCUGCAGCGUGAUAGGGUCCGAACCCUUUGUGAAGAAGCCCGAAACCGAAUACGUCAUCGCCAGCCUCGAACUAGAAAACGACAGACGUUGA
Molecule: messenger RNA, 1065 nt
Organism: Anopheles moucheti
Lineage: Eukaryota; Metazoa; Arthropoda; Insecta; Diptera; Culicidae
Exons: 3
Coding region: 1-1065 (354 amino acids)
Source: RefSeq, a predicted model, not a curated record